Messenger RNA from Dermacentor andersoni, 5380 nucleotides. RefSeq names its product acetyl coenzyme A synthase (gene AcCoAS). The record is from RefSeq and is a predicted model, not a curated record. Gene Ontology annotation, molecular function: acetyl-CoA synthetase activity; AMP binding. Lineage: Eukaryota; Metazoa; Arthropoda; Arachnida; Ixodida; Ixodidae.
ACGGCGGCGUGAAGAAAAGUACACCGCAUCGCGGAGAGUCGCGGUUUCGCUGAACUGUUCGCAGCGUCGUAGCGUGUGUCGUGCGUCGCCGGCACAGUACCUACGGUCAUCGCGAUGACGAACGAGACGCCCUCGCCGACGGCCAACGGCACGGCAACCGCGGAGCUGUACCCUCCACCGGCGCGUGUGCGAGACAAGGCGUACGUCCGAAGCAUGGUCGAGUAUCAAGAGAUGUACCAGAGGUCUUUGCGGGACCCGGAAGGUUUCUGGAAAGCCAUAGCGCAGGACUUCUACUGGAAGCACCCGCCGAAAUCCGGGAAGUUCGUCGACUACAACAUCGACGUGCGCAAGGGCCCCGUGCAUAUCCGCUGGAUGGAAGGCGCCAAGACCAACAUCUCCUACAACUUGCUCGACCGAAAUGUGGAGCGAGGGCUGGGCGCCACCGUUGCAUAUUACUGGGAAGGCAAUGACCCGGAAGACUGCAGUACUAUCACCUACCAGCAGCUGCUGGAUGAUGUAUGCCGGUUCGCCAAUGUGCUCAAGAGCCGAGGCCUCAAGAAAGAAGACACAGUCGCCCUGUACAUGCCCAUGACCCCAGAGUUGGUUGUUGCCAUGCUGGCAUGUGCCCGAAUCGGAGUCAUUCAUUCUGUCGUGUUUGCAGGUUUCUCAUCAGACUCCCUGGGCGAGAGGCUCAAGGAUGCAAAGUGCAAAGUUGUCAUCACAGCGGAUGGUGUCUGGCGUGGGCCAAAGCUCGUUAACCUCAAGGAGAUAGUGGAUCAUGCUGUCCGCAAGGCCAAGGAACAAGGUCACGAAGUGAAGCAGACCAUUGUGGUGCGACAUCUGACGUCUGAGAAAGUGCAACGCAAGGACAUUGGCAAGCGGCCCUUCUCUGGGCUGCAGGUGGCCUGGAAUGCUGAGCAGGACUCCUGGUGGCACGAGCUCAUGACAAACCAGCCCACAACCUGCACCCCCGAGUGGCUCGACGCAGAGGCUCCUUUGUUUCUGCUGUACACAAGUGGAUCCACAGGAAAACCUAAGGGAAUACUGCAUACAUUGGCCGGUUACAUGCUGUUCACCGCCACCACCUUCAAGUACGUCUUUGACUACCACCCAGGCGAUGUCUACUUCUGCACGGCUGACAUCGGCUGGAUCACAGGCCACUCGUAUGUUGUGUACGGAGUCCUUGCCAAUGGUGCCACCAGCGUCAUGUUUGAAGGGGUGCCAUUCUACCCGGAUGCAAGCCGCUACUGGGCCAUAGUGGAAAAGUACAAGGUGACCCAAUUCUACACAGCACCCACAGCCAUACGGGCCCUCAUGAAGUAUGGAGACUCCUUCGUUUGCAAACAUGACCGAAAGUCGCUGCGCAUUUUGGGAACUGUUGGUGAGCCCAUCAACCCAGAGGCCUGGCUUUGGUACCACAAAGUGGUCGGAAAUGGGACUUGUGCUAUUGUGGACACCUUCUGGCAGACAGAGACGGGAGGUCAUGUGUUGACACCCUUACCAGGAGCCACACCAACCAAGCCGGGUUCUGCGACAUUUCCAUUCUUUGGAGUGGAGCCUGCUAUUGUUGAUGAGCAGGGUAAGGAGCUGGAAGGAGAGGCCGAAGGCUACCUGGUAUUCAAGAAGCCCUGGCCCUCCAUGAUGCGAACGGUCUACAAUAACCAUGUUCGAUUUGAGACCACAUAUUUCAAGAAGUUUCCUGGUUACUACUGCACUGGUGAUGGGGCACGCCGAGACAAGGACGGCUACUUCUGGGUCACUGGCCGCAUGGACGACAUGCUCAAUGUUUCGGGCCACCUGCUCUCCACGGCCGAAGUGGAGUCGGCGCUCAUCGAACAUCCAGCAGUGGCAGAAUCUGCAGUGGUUGCGCACCCGCACCCUGUAAAGGGCGAGUGCCUCUACUGCUUCGUCGUACUCAAGGAUUGCCAUGAAUACAAUGAUCAGCUGGUGAGCGAUCUCAAGGAGAAAGUUCGGACCAAGAUUGGUCCCUUCGCCACGCCCGAGUACAUUCACCAUGCCGAGGCACUGCCCAAGACCCGGUCGGGGAAGAUCAUGCGUCGCGUGCUGCGUCAAGUUGCCCGGAAUAACCGUAAUUUCGGGGAUCUCAGCACCCUGGCAGAUGAAAACGUCGUGGAAGCCCUCUUUAAGACAAGGCCACCCGUAGCCUAGACCAGCUUACCCCGGCUUACAUUGUAGUGAGAGUGUGCAGUGAUCCAGAAUGCAAUCUAAUGGUCAGGCCAGAAGCCCAUUCCCCUUUGUGCCACGGCUCACGAUUACAGUGGUAAAAGAUACUUGAGCUAUUUUUCACUUGAUCCUAACUUGUAAGCAACAGCGCAAGGCUUGGUUUAGCAACUGAUACCUGUUAAAAUGGACAACAGCUAAUUUAUUGUGGAAAGCUAACGCAAUACAUUAUGCAGUGUGAGUUGCUGUCCAUUGAGGAAUGCUUGAAUGGUACAGGUGCACACACGACGUCUGCCGUCAUGGAAAAGCUACUCAUGAAAAAGUUGGGUUGCUGUUGACGCUAGCAGUUCUCCCAAGUGGCACAGUAAGAGCUGGCUACCAUUGUGUGCGGUGCCCAAAUUGUCUUAGACUGACGUACUGCAAACACUGCUACAAUGCACAGUGAAAACAAUUGCAAUGCAGGGGCACUUGUUUCUACAUAUGGCUCAACUUUUACUAGUGAUGCCAGCCACAGCCAAGAGUGUUGUUAUCCAGGCAGAAGAAUUGAGCUGACUCGCCACGUCAUGUUCGACAGGCUAGCUUGCAUUCUGGGUCACUUGAAAGCUGCUGCAUGGAAUGUGGUGCAGAGUCAGAUGAAGGGGACAUUUUGCCAGAUAUGUGCACAGUGCAUUUAUCUAGCUGAGAAUCUACUUAAGCUUACAACUGCUGUUGUUUAAUGAUACACCUUUACGUGUUACAUUGGCAGGAGGUCAUGCACCUUUAUCACUGUUUUAUUCUCAGGCACACCGUUUUCUUUUUUUGCAUUUCUUUUGUAUUCUUAGGACUGGCAUGACCUCAAGCAGGUGAUCUCUUGCCCACAUCAGGGUUGUGGUUUAGCGAAGAACUUUGAAGUUUUAAGGAUGUUGUUGCUUCUUCAGAGUUUACUGUUUCUCGGUGCAAUAUUUGUGAAAGACAAACAAACUCUUUCAAGCUGUAUGUGAUCGUACACACUAGUCGAUGAAACAGUGGCAUGUGAAGAUUCUUUGUGACCAGAUUCCUAGUCCCAUGUGUUGCCUGAAAAAGCUCCGUUCAUGUUGUCACCAUGCUCCCAAUCAUUGUUUGGCUGAAUGGCCUGAAACACUUUCAUUUCCUCUCAUUCUGAAACUCAUACAUGACAGCAUAGAAUGGUAGUCUGUCAACAAUUUCAACUGGCAUCAGUCACCGACUGGAUUGUGGACCAGAAAAAAGUAUUUGUUUAGUUGUUUUUCAGCAGUCACGCUGCCCCAUCCUUUUGUGAGCUAUUGUUCUUCUUCCUCACCAUAUGUCAACCCCAUUACACAUGUAAGGCCAAGAAUUGCAUUUGAGUGGGCAUUGUGAUGGCACUUUGCACACUGAUGGUGCUCUACAAGGACAAUCAAAUGCUUUUGCCAUUCUAGGAACACAGACAUGCAACUACAACUGUGCAGAGUUCACGAUAGAGAAGGUGCUUGUGGAUACUCUACCUCUAGCAGCCCCAAGCACAGAGGCUAGAAAUAUCACUGAAGCCUGUCUUCAGAUACGAUUUUCAGGGUUUAAUCGGUGCAUUGGUCCAGAGAGCCAUUAUCGAGAAACUGUGCAGUAUGGUCACCUCCUCUCCUAGUGGCAUCUCUGUGUUCCAUGGAGCCUUUCGAAUGCCUCAACUGCAUCAGACAAUCAGUCUAGGCUGUUAAACUUUUCUCAAUCGCAGUGUUCAAGCUUGUUGCAUAGUUGUGUAGAGAGUAUCCAGCCACCCACCCGCACAGGUUGGUCUGGCAUGUAGUGGAGUCGCCAUGUUUUUGUGAAAGGUCACGCUGUAACCAUAGGACAGCUGCGCAGAGUAUACUGCAGCUGCAGAUCCCUCCCAUACAGCACUGUGUCAAAUUAACUCAACUGUUCUGCAUGCAGCAUGCUUACAAUGCUUUUAACGCUAUGGCAGCCAGACACAUUCCAGUCAUUCAAGUGCAGUCUGCACUACGGAGACAGAGUUUUCAGCAAAAAUCUUACAGCCAUUUUCUUGCUGUGCUUUUUAAUAUAGUUGAUGUGUAUACGUUGCAUCAUAGACCUUUUCAUGAGGAGCUUGAUAUGGUUGGUGCCAUAUGUAAGGCUGGACUGUGGCAGGCAGCUGCUGGCUGCUCUAGAAUAGGCCAAAGGGAGCAGGUGCUCAAGGCUCCCACAUGUGAGUGUUACAGUCCAACAAGCAGGUGUCGUAUAAGAAGGUGAACAUCUUAUGGUAUCUUUGGCUUGUCGUAUUGGAGUGCUCUAGACUGAUUUUGCGGCCAGCAAUUGUCUUUGUUUGCCCAAAAGAGAGAAAGCAGCUUGCAUUUGGCUGGUUCUUUUUGAUAAUUCUUCUCCCACGUAGAGCGAUCUCAGGCACUCUGAGCCUUGCCAUCGAAGCAGUCGUCAAGGCUACGAUCGUAUCCAGUCAUGUGAUCAAAACACAGUGUCGUAGCAUUGUUGCUGCUGACAAUGCUCCACUGACCAAAGGCCGCUCAAUGCAUGCUGACAUCUCAACAAACGGUGCUCGUCCCAUCAGCGCAUACACUGUUGUUCUUGGCAGUGUCGAAAGCUUUGGCUAGGCUUCCACACAAAAUCAGAUUUUUGUGGUAGUCACGUGGUUGCACCUCUGCCAUUUCCUCCUCUGACAGUGAGUCGCGCUUUCGUGUGCUUGUCCUCCGGCUCUGAGUUCAAGGAACGCUGGAUCUGUCUAACUCUGAAUCUGAGGACGGAUGCGUCUGGCUGAAGACACCAUUGGUAGUAAUCCUGGGACUGAUAUCUGAAGCACUCCGUGCACACUUGAAUUUCAGGGUGCAUGAGGCUGCGAGGGAACCUGCUUCAUUCUUCACUCCCGCAGCUUAGGCAAGCUUUGCUGGCAAUACUGUGCAAAAGUGCAUUUUCACACAUACAUGCAAAGCACACUGUUAUGGCCAUCUGUAUAUUGCUUGCCAUCUGUAGCAUGGGGAUCAAGAUCUGUGGUUUUAAACUUCAUGGUCAACGCAUCAAAGUGCACAUUGCACACGGCCGGUUGUAUUUGGUGAAUUGAUGCAUCACAAUGCAUUGUUUACAGCUUUGACUGCUCGCUGAGUGGAGGCAGUGUGCUGUGGAGUGAUCAACAGUGCAGUGAAUGUUGUUACUUUGCAGCUUGUUUGUUAUGUAUACAAUGCAUGGCCCUGUAGGCAAAAGUGCAAUAAAUGUUCCAGCAAGC